UUCUUUCGGGGUAGUUAAUAGAUCAUUCACUAUUUUAGCAAGCGAAACAUGCAUAUUUUCUCACAUCGCAAACAAAACAAUGAAGUUUCCAACGUUUUCUCUUGCAUUCUUCUUUGUUUCAACUUUUUCAUGGUCUGCAUUAGCUUCAUCCGAACCUAAUUAUAUCAAACUCGAUUUCGUUUCUUGCCUCAGAGCUUCAAUCACCGUCGUCUACACCCCAACCGACUCAAACUACACUUCCGCCUUGCUAUACUCCAUAAAUAAUCUCCGUUUCGCGCAACCGCAAACUCCUAAACCCAUAGCCAUUGCGAUUCCAGGCUCCGAGCCAGAAAUAGUCGCGGCCAUAUUUUGCUGCAAAACAUAUGGACUCGAAAUGAGGGUGCGGAGUGGUGGUCAUAGCUUCGAGGGACUAUCUUACGUAGCCAAUGUCACAUUUAUGGUGCUCGAUUUACGCUCUUUUAAUAAUGUCACGGCUGAUCUUACUACAGCCACUGCAUGGGUUGAUAGCGGAGUUACAAAUGGCGAACUUUACUACUGGAUUUUUCGAGCUAGUUCGGCCUAUGGAUUUCCAUCGGGCUUAUGGUCGAACGUGGGAGUAGGCGGAAUUAUUAGCGGUGGAGGGUACGGAAUGAUGAGGAGAAAAUUUGGAUUAGCGGCUGAUCAAGUGAUUGAUGCUCGGUUAAUUGAUGCUAAUGGUGUAAUUCAUACUAGAUUAACGAUGGGGGAAGAGCUGUUUUGGGCUAUUAGAGGCGGCGGAGGUGGGAGCUUCGGAAUUGUUGUUUCUUGGCGAGUCAAUUUAAUUCCUGUCCCUGAAAUUGUGACUGUUUUUCGAGUUACUCGGACUUUAGAGCAGAAUCUGACGAGUAUUUUUUACCGUUGGCAAUCCGUGGCAGCGAAUUUUCCAUACGAGAUGGAUAUCAGGUGUACAGGGCAAGCAGUGCAGAGCGAGGCGAGUCCACGGGCUGAUAAGAUGACGAUGGCUAUGUUAUUCGAGUCGUUGUAUCUUGGUGGAGCAGAGGAGAUGCUUUUAGUAAUGCAAGAUGAAUUCCCUGAGUUGGGGUUGGUAAGAGAAGAUUGUUCCGAAGUGAGUUGGAUUCAAGCUAUGCAGUUUUUCUCAAACUUUCCGCUUGAAGCGCCUCCUGAGAUCCUGCUCGAUAAGACUCUGUUACCAAGGCCGGCUUUCAAAGGAAGAUCCGAUUUCACUCAAGUGCCGAUUCCUGUACAAGGGCUAGAAGGCGUAUGGGACUUUAUGUUCCAGCUACCUGCUCAAGCCGCAACAUUGCAAUUCACCCCUUUCGGGGGGAGAAUGAGUGAGAUAUCAGACUCCGCGAUCCCCUUCCCAUACCGGGCUGGAUACUUGUACAUGAUUAAUUUCUUUGCAUUGACGGAUGUGGAUGAAGCAGGGAGGAUGGACUGGGUGAGAAACUUGGAUACGUAUUUUACUCCGUAUGUUACGAGUAACCCUAGAAGUGCGUACGUGAAUUAUGUGAAUCUCUGGAUGGGAACCAACAAUCCAACAGGAACUACAAGCUAUGCUCAGGCUCUGCAAUGGGGUGAACGCUACUUCAAGAAUAAUUUCCGCAGGUUGGUUGAUAUAAAAACACUGGUUGAUCCUGGUAACUUCUUCAGGCACGAGCAAAGUAUUCCUCCGUUUUCAUUAUUUAACGAUGUGUGAUUCUUAAAUUUCACCUUCCCGAGUCGUGCUUGGUUUCUUUGUAUGAUUAAAUAAACGUCACUCGGGGUGGUUGUGUAUUUGUUGUCUCUGUUCUUUACCUUUUCAAGUGUAUGUUCGUUGUGAUGUGAAUCCUCGUUAUUAUACUAUCA
Messenger RNA from Daucus carota subsp. sativus, 1824 nucleotides. RefSeq names its product tetrahydroberberine oxidase. The record is from RefSeq and is a predicted model, not a curated record. Lineage: Eukaryota; Viridiplantae; Streptophyta; Magnoliopsida; Apiales; Apiaceae. Bases 80 to 1675 code for a protein of 531 amino acids. The transcript has a single exon. Gene Ontology annotation, molecular function: FAD binding; oxidoreductase activity.